AUGGAGGAAGCUCAUAGAUCCAUAUAUUCAAUUCACCUGAGUUCCACAAAGAAGUACCAGAAUUUGAGAGAAGUAUAUUGGUGGGAAGGUAAGAAGGGGAAACUUAGUCUCCCACAUUUUGAUCCUUAUAGAAUAUCCAAGAGAAUUGACAAUGUAGCUUAUGAUUUGGAACUAGCACAAGAGUUAGCAAUUGUUCAUCCGAUAUUUCAUACAUCCAUGUUUAAGAAGUGCAUGGGUGAUCCUUCAUUGAUUGUACCAACUGAAAAUGUUGGAAUUAAGGAUAGCAUAUCCUAUGAAGAGUUUUCGGUUCAGAUUUUAGAUCGCCAAGUUUGCAUGUCAAAAACAAAGGAGGUUGCGCCAGUCAAGGUCCUUUGGAGGAACCAAUUUGUUGAAGAAGAGACUUGCGAAACUGAAGAGGGUAUAAACAAGAGAUAUCCACAUCUCUCUGAAUCCAAAAAGAAUGCAGAUUAA
Messenger RNA from Solanum lycopersicum (tomato), 471 nucleotides. NCBI's taxonomy places the organism in Eukaryota, Viridiplantae, Streptophyta, Magnoliopsida, Solanales, Solanaceae. The record is from RefSeq and is a predicted model, not a curated record.